Molecule: messenger RNA, 1866 nt
Organism: Daldinia loculata
Lineage: Eukaryota; Fungi; Ascomycota; Sordariomycetes; Xylariales; Hypoxylaceae
Product: kinase-like protein
Exons: 7
Coding region: 1-1866 (621 amino acids)
Biological process (GO): protein phosphorylation
Molecular function (GO): ATP binding; protein kinase activity
Source: RefSeq, a predicted model, not a curated record
AUGGCAGCACACGGAGGCUUGGCUGGUCCAGAUGAGGUCAGUUAUGAUCCCAGUAUUUUCGAGGAAAAGUAUCGAGCGCAGAAUUGGAGGUUCUCUCGAUACCGACAAUGGGGCUACGGAGAACCUAGCCCCCAGGAAUUUGCCCGAAACAGGGCGAGGUGGUUGGCACACCCAUUUCCAAGAGGAGGUUCACCUCAGCUCCGAGAAGGAACCUUUCCGUCAUAUUAUGAGAAUCCUUACAUUAUUGAGGGAGUUAGGGAACUUAACGAACGGGCACGAACAAGACUCGAGCAGGCCAAAAACUAUUUUCUCCAGCAGGGAAGAUUCGAUUAUAUAAGACACCUAGGCUAUGGUGGUUUGGGACUAACUGCUCAAUUCAAGUGGCGGGGUGCAGAAGUUGGGCGUGAGGACCGAGAUAUCGUAUUGAAAAUAGGCCUUAAGGGAUGGAUUAGUUUGGAUAUCCGUCAAGAAGAGGAAAUGAUGAGGCACACGUCUCGAGCGGCCCACACUAUCCAGGCCAUCGACCCCGUAGAGAUAGGAAUGCCUCCAAAAACAAAAUUUGAAUUAGCGGAGGUACCCCGAUUUGAUUCAAGUUCUGAGGGAGAAUCCAGCGGCGAUGAGAGCCCUAGUGACACACCUCCAGAGGAACCCUCUCGGAGGUGGCGAAUGGAAAACGAGCCCGAACAGAUGCUAGAGAAAUUCAGACUACACGAAGAGAGACGGGCUAGAAGGCGCGGUGAAAUCGAAACCUGGGAACAUAACUUUAGGGUAGUAUCUAAAGUGAUAGGGCAAGGGAAAAAAGUCGAUCCUGAAUUUAUCAGGUCGUGGCGCCUAGAUUAUAAGGAUUUCCUCCUUCUCGAGUUUAUGCAACUUGGUGAUCUUGCUCACGCUAUUUCUAAAAUACACCGAAUGUCCGCGGGGAUUCCUAACCGUGUUCUUUGGUCAUUCUGGAAUUGUCUGGUUAAAGCCUGUAUCGCUAUGGAGUAUCCCCCACGGAAAUUCCACCCUAGGCGCCGUGGGAGACCCCAGGAUCAUGCAGAUGAGGCCGAGAUUGAUGAUCUAGCAAGGAGAAAAGAACUUGGCGAAGAUGUUGUCGUAGGGAAAACCUUGGGCAAUGAUCUUUUCGAAGAAAUCCCUGUCGAGAAACGCAGAUGGGCUCGCAAGAAUUUGGUCCAUUUCGAUAUUGAUCCCAGCAAUAUAUUCAUCGCCCCUCCUGACUUCGGUGCCAGAGACGGCGAGCAUGAUUUAAUCCCUAGAUUGAAGCUUGCAGACUUUGGAUGUGCCCGCGUUAUAAAGCAAAACAAGAAGAACGUAUAUUACCUCGAGAGACGUCGAAUGGCCAAACAAGGAUACUUUGCCCCUGAACAAUUCGGUGUGGAAUGGGAACAUCUCGCACCUACGGAUCCUAAUGGUUGGGAGCUUUCCGAACAACCGGUUGCUGGUAACUACUCGUCGGCGACGAACGUGUGGGGAAUUGCAUGGAGUAUGUGGCAGCUCAUCACGGGGUGCAGGGUGCCAGAUGCACCUCAAAGGCAACCACCAAUGACACAAAACCCGGUUGAGCCGCUCCAUUAUUGUCCGGUAAUACUCAACGACUUCGACUUCGGAAAUAUUGAUAGGGAACUUCGAACAACGAUUGCAGCAUGUAUGAGACAUGACCCCCAAGAUCGUCCGACCCUGCUAGAGUUGUCACGCCAGGCGGGGUUCGGCACGAAAAAGAUGUUUCCAGGCGAGCAUGACGACGCAAUCGAGGCUUGGGUAUUGAGAAUAUUCUUUCAGCCUGAAACAUCGGGUGAUGACGAGUAUUCGGAUAGUAUAUAUUCCGCAUCGCCUGAGGGAGGGGGUGAUGAGAUGGACAUGGAUUGA